CAGGCAAUCGCGCCUUUUAUUUACACAGACCGUCUUUUGUGUCUUCACAAUCGAUCAUCUUCUUUGCAACCGAUGCCCGUACACACAUACGAAACAGGAAAGACCCGGCUGGGAUUGAGCCAAUCCGAUUGUUCAUCCGCCCUUCCAUUCCAAUCCUCCACCUUCUUGUUUUUGGCCAAUUCAUUCUUGAAAUCUACAUCUCUACUUCUGUCAUGGGUGCGAGUCGAAAGCUCCAAGGGGAAAUUGACCGAGUUCUCAAGAAGGUCCAAGAAGGGGUUGACGUCUUUGACAGCAUUUGGAACAAGGUUUAUGAUACCGACAAUUCCAAUCAGAAGGAGAAAUUUGAGGCGGACUUGAAGAAGGAGAUAAAGAAGCUUCAGAGAUACAGGGACCAAAUCAAGACAUGGAUUCAGUCCAGUGAGAUUAAGGAUAAGAAGGUCAGUGCGUCUUAUGAGCAGGCUUUGUUGGAUGCUCGUAAACUUAUUGAGCGUGAAAUGGAAAGAUUUAAGAUUUGUGAAAAGGAGACGAAAACUAAAGCCUUCUCGAAAGAAGGUUUGGGUCAACAGCCUAAAACUGAUCCAAAGGAGAAAGCUAAAUCAGAAACUCGGGAUUGGUUGAACAAUGUGGUUAGUGAGUUGGAAUCUCAGAUUGAUAAUUUUGAAGCUGAGAUCGAGGGUUUGUCUGUGAAGAAGGGGAAAGCAAGGCCACCUAGAUUGGUUCAUCUUGAAACAUCUAUUACUCGGCACAAGGCUCAUAUAAUGAAGCUGGAACUGAUCUUGAGACUGCUUGAUAACGAUGAAUUGAGUCCUGAGCAAGUCAACGAUGUCAAGGACUUCUUAGAAGAUUAUGUUGAAAGAAAUCAGGAGGAUUUUGAUGAAUUCAGUGAUGUGGAUGAGCUGUACAGCUCAUUGCCUCUCGAUAAGGUGGAAUCUCUUGAAGAUUUGGUUGCAAUUUGCCCUCCUAGCCUUGUGAAGGGUACACCAGCUCUCAACUUGAAGACGACUACACUGGCAACGUCGGCAACUCAGGCUCCUGUUACUGCUGCUCCAAGUCAUCAACCAAAUACUGUCCUUCCAGAUCAGGUUGAUGAUUCAACUUUGCCAGAUGCUAACAUUGACAUUCUUUUGAAGACUCCACCUUCUAAGAAUAGUGUCCUUGGUUCGUCUGCGGCUACAACACCCACCGGGAACCAGGCAGCCUCGUCUUCCUUGAAUGGUGCAGUGCAUGGAUCUGGCUUAUCCACUACAUCAUCCAUUCUUCCAGGUUCAAGUGCUGUUCGUGCAGUAUUGGAGACUACGGCUGCUCCUAAUUCAUCUCCUGUAAAUAUGCCCACUUCUGCAAAGGAUGAAGAAAUUGCUAGCUUCCCAGGCCGUAAACUGUCCCCAUCAUUUUCAGAUUCUGGACUUGUUAGGGGUGGCAUGGGAAGAGGUGUGAUUGCUAAUCAGCCACCCUCCACUUCCUCCCAUACUUCUGGCAUUGUGGUUCCUAGUAAUAUUACUCUCGGUAAUGUUUCUUCUGCCUCUGAAGUGACAAAGAGAAACAUUAUGGGAGGUGAAGAACGGACUGGUAACAGUGGCAUGGUUCAGUCCAUGGUUUCCCCUUUAAGUAACAGACUAGCUUUGCCUACAGCAGCUAAAGUUAGCGAUGGAACGACCACAGUUGAUCCUUCUAAUGUAAGUGAUGCAGCGGCUAUAGGGGGUCGAGUUUUCUCUCCAUCUGUGGUUCCUAGCAUGCAGUGGAGGCCAGGAAGUUCUUUCCAAAAUCCGAACGAAGGAGGGCAGUUUCGUGGAAGAGCUGAAAUAGCACCAGAUCAAAGGGAGAAGUUCUUGCAGCGUCUCCAGCAAGUUCAGCAACAGGGACAUAGUACACUUCUUGGCAUGACUCUUGGCGGAGGAAAUCAUAAGCAGUUUUCUUCACAACAGCAAAGUUCACUUCUACAGCAGUUUAAUUCCCAAAAUUCAUCUGUUAGUUCUCAAGCUGGUCUGGGGAUUGGAGUUCAAGCACCUGGAGUAAAUCCUGUUGCUGUUACAUCUGGUUCAUUACAGCAGCAACCAAAUUCCUUCCAGCAGUCUAAUCAGCAGGCAUUAAUGACGAGUGGAGCAAAAGAUUCGGAUGUUACCCAUUCAAAAGUUGAGGAGGAGCAGCAGCAACAACAGCAGCAAAGUUUAUCGGAGGAUACUACUGAUUCUGCUGCUGUUUCUGUCCUUGGAAAGAAUCUGAUGAGUGAUGAUGAUUUGAAAGGAUCAUAUACAGUAGAUACUCCAGUUGGCAUAACUGCUUCACUGACUGAGACAGCUUCAGUAACGAGAGAAGAUGACCUUUCUCCUGGUCAACCUUUGCAGCCUGGCCAACCUUCUGGAGGUCUUGGUGUCAUUGGCCGAAGAAGUGUUUCUGACUUGGGUGCCAUUGGCGAUAACCUUAGCGGGUCCGCAAUGACUACUGGAGGAAUGCAUGAUCAAUUCUAUAAUUUGCAAAUGCUUGAAGCUGCAUUCUACAAGCUACCUCAACCGAAGGACUCAGAGCGUCCAAGGAGCUAUACUCCAAGGCACCCUGCACUUACUCCUCCGAGCUAUCCUCAAGUACAGGCCCCUAUUAUAAACAAUCCUGCCUUAUGGGACCGAUUAGGUCUAGAGACCUACGGCACUGACACGUUGUUCUUUGCAUUUUACUAUCAGCCGAACACCUAUCAACAAUAUUUGGCUGCUAGAGAAUUAAAGAAACAAUCUUGGAGAUACCACAGAAAAUAUCAGACAUGGUUCCAACGACACGAAGAGCCAAAAGUUGCUACAGAUGAGUAUGAGCAAGGAACUUAUGUGUACUUCGAUUUCCAUGUUAAUAAUGAUGACCUACAACAUGGAUGGUGCCAAAGGAUUAAAACUGAGUUCACUUUUGAGUAUAACUACCUUGAAGAUGAACUCAAUAUAUAGAGGAUGCAACGGCAUUGAUCAAGAAAUUUUAAACUUACCCAGGUUCAUUAUCAGGGAAAGGUUGUAGACUUGCACACCGUUAAAUGUUGACUUAGCCUUUUUGUUUUCCCUUCUCUUGUUAAUUGUAAAGGACACAUGGUUAUCAGUUAUAAAGAUAUUUUAUAUUAACAUGCCUUCCCUUAUGUUGUCUUUUAUCUUAUGUUCAUUGGAUCAGAUCAGACCUUUACUAAGCUAUUUUAUAAUAGACUUUCGGAGUAAGAAAUUAGAUCUUCCAGCUACAA
Cucumis melo (muskmelon) is the source of this 3208-nucleotide messenger RNA. Its product is annotated as general negative regulator of transcription subunit 3. Gene Ontology annotation, biological process: nuclear-transcribed mRNA poly(A) tail shortening; regulation of DNA-templated transcription. The transcript has 17 exons. The coding region runs from base 213 to 2927 and encodes 904 amino acids. The record is from RefSeq and is a predicted model, not a curated record. Gene Ontology annotation, cellular component: CCR4-NOT core complex; nucleus; P-body. Lineage: Eukaryota; Viridiplantae; Streptophyta; Magnoliopsida; Cucurbitales; Cucurbitaceae.